AUGAGCGCGGCCGACGCCAGGGACUACGUCUCCCGCCGGGAGAUCCCGCAGCUCUUCGAGAGCAUGCUAACAGGCCUCAUGUAUUACCGUCCUGAAGACCCCAUCGGUUAUCUGGAACGCUGCCUACAGAAAGUCCGGGAGCUGGGAGGUCCCGAGAUGGUACAGUGGGACACGUUCAUUGUCCAGGAUCCGCAUGCCGUGCAGCCCAUCAGCAGCGAGCAAUGCAAGCCCAUCUUCCACAAAGGAUCAGGCACAGGGGCAUACAACCAAUAUGAGCAUCUGCCACCAAUUGAGAGCCAGUUUUCCAUUGAGAGUGACUCGGACAUGACGGAAUCCACUGGCCUUAUCCAGGAAUAUGACGUAUUUGACCCAGCCCAACUUCGUCCUAAAAUCAUCUUCGUGAUAGGGGGUCCUGGCAGCGGGAAGGGAACUCAGAGCAACCGGAUGGCUUCCUAUUUUGGGUUCAGCUGCAUCUCUGUGGGCGAGAUACUGCGCAACCAAAUGAUCCAUCGCGCCACCAGUGACAGGAAAUGGGAGCUGAUAGCCAAAAUAAUUGCCAAUGGGGAGUUGGCCCCACCGGAAACGACUAUCGAGGAGCUGAAGCAACAGUUUAUAAAGCAGCAGGAUGCCAAGGGCUUCGUGGUGGAUGGCUUUCCCAGGGAGAUCGGUCAGGCCUUCACAUUUGAGGAGCAGAUUGGCUCACCAGACCUCAUUGUGUUCCUGGCUUGUUCCAGCCAAGAGCUCCGUCAGCGGCUAGAAAAACGGGCGCAGGAGCAAGGUCGUUUGGAUGAUAACGCCCACGCUAUUGAGCGCAGGCUGGAGACUUUCAAGCAUAACAUCUCGUUGAUUGUGAAAUAUUACCAAGAAAAGGGGACCAUCGUGCGGUUUGAUGCAGACAGAGAGGAAGACGAUAUAUUUGCGGACAUCAGCUCUUGUGUUCAGCAGCGGCUGUUCCCAGAGGGGAUGGAGGUUCCAGAGUCUCCACUGCUGGCUUCGCUGGACUCUCUCUUCGGCCCUGGCCGAGAGCCUCCAACGGAGGAGCACGAGGAAGGGCAGACUGAAGAGUUUCUCAGCUCAGAUUUCCUCAAGAUGGCAGCAGAAAAGUUGAAGAACCACAAAAUCAUCUUUGUCGUAGGGGGGCCUGGCUCGGGAAAGGGGACCCAAUGCGAGAGAAUUGUUCAGAAGUAUGGCUACACCCACCUGUCCACUGGGGACCUCCUGAGAGAGGAGGUCAGCUCUGGCUCAGAGAGGGGGAAGAAGCUUUCUGCCAUCAUGGAGAAAGGAGAGUUGGUGCCCUUGGACACCGUUCUUGAUAUGCUGAGGGAUGCCAUGAUUGCCAAGGCAGACGUCUCCAAGGGUUACUUGAUUGACGGCUAUCCCCGGGAGGUGAAGCAAGGCGAGGAAUUUGAGAAGAAGAUUGCAGCUCCCACGUUGCUGCUGUACGUGGACGCCGGCAAGGACACCAUGGUGAAACGUUUGUUGAAACGCGGCGAGACGAGCGGUCGGGUAGACGACAAUGAGGAGACCAUCAAGAAGCGCCUCGACACCUACUACAAGGCCACCGAGCCUGUCAUUGCCUACUACGAGAAGAGGGGGAUCGUCCGCAAGCUCAACGCAGAAGGCUCAGUGGACGACGUGUUCAAACAGGUCUGCACCCAUUUGGACGCCCUGAAGUAAAUCACCAAAGGACCCCCGAAAGGCUCUUUCCCCCUCCCUCCCCCCUUCCCCCCCCUUCGGCAA
Messenger RNA from Euleptes europaea (tarantolino), 1740 nucleotides. RefSeq names its product adenylate kinase 1 (gene AK1). The transcript has 14 exons. Bases 1 to 1677 code for a protein of 558 amino acids. Gene Ontology annotation, biological process: ATP metabolic process; nucleoside triphosphate biosynthetic process. Lineage: Eukaryota; Metazoa; Chordata; Lepidosauria; Squamata; Sphaerodactylidae. The record is from RefSeq and is a predicted model, not a curated record. Gene Ontology annotation, molecular function: AMP kinase activity; nucleoside diphosphate kinase activity; ATP binding. Gene Ontology annotation, cellular component: cytoplasm; cytosol.